Leptosia nina is the source of this 253-nucleotide messenger RNA. NCBI's taxonomy places the organism in Eukaryota, Metazoa, Arthropoda, Insecta, Lepidoptera, Pieridae. The record is from the annotation of a GenBank genome assembly.
AUGGAUUCUGCUGUACUAGAAGGUUUAUUAAUAGCCAUCAAGGAUGCUGUAUCUGGCAACCGUGGUGAAGACGACGUUGUAUUGCCACCAUUUGAUCCAGAUAAAAAUGACAAUGGCGCAGAAAGCUGGUGCAACAAUAUCGACACUAUAGCUAAGGAUCGUGGAUGGAGCAGCAUCACUACUGUUAGCAAAGCCGGUAAAACCCUUAAGGGAUCUGCUCUAUUAUGGUUCGAGACAUGGGAUCCCGAUGAAG